AACGAAUCACUGAGGCCUUUUUUGUCAUUAUAUCGCAAAAUCCGGCCUCGCUCCGCGGCGCUCUUUAUUAGGGUUCCAUCUUCCGCCAUUAGGGUUCUUCGGCGGCCGCUGGGGUUUCUUCGGCACUGAACCAAAGAAGGAAGCGAUGGCUCCGCAGCCAAAUACUGGGCUCUUUGUCGGGCUGAACAAAGGCCACAUCGUCACCAAGCGGGAGCUGCCUCCUCGCCCAUCCAGCAGAAAAGGGAAAACCAGCAAAAGGGUGCACUUUGUGAGAAACUUAAUCAGGGAAGUUGCUGGGUUUGCUCCUUACGAGAAGAGGAUUACUGAGCUUCUUAAAGUUGGAAAGGACAAGCGUGCCUUGAAAGUGGCAAAAAGAAAGUUGGGUACGCACAAGAGAGCCAAGAAGAAGCGCGAGGAGAUGGCUAAUGUUCUGAGGAAGAUGAGGUCUGCUGGAGUGACCGAGAAGAAGAAAUAAUGUAGUUUGGGGGAGUCCAUGGUCAAGUAUUUUGAAUUAUGGGAGCUUAUGAAGUAUAUUUCUUUAUGUGCCCGCUAAUGUAGGGUCUUGUAGACAGCGAGACAAUUUAAUUUUGAAAUUUGACGAUUUUUAGGAAAUCUGUGUUUUCAGUUUUUGAGUGUUGUUUUUCUUUAUUUGUGAGAGGGUGAUUCACUAAAAUUGUUCCAUUGUGGCCCAGAGAUCUUGGGUUCAAAAUAUGAAAAUAUCCUCUCGGUACUAGAA
This is a messenger RNA of Elaeis guineensis (African oil palm), 736 nucleotides long. Its product is annotated as large ribosomal subunit protein eL36x. The record is from RefSeq and is a predicted model, not a curated record. Gene Ontology annotation, biological process: translation. NCBI's taxonomy places the organism in Eukaryota, Viridiplantae, Streptophyta, Magnoliopsida, Arecales, Arecaceae. Gene Ontology annotation, cellular component: ribosome. Gene Ontology annotation, molecular function: structural constituent of ribosome.